AUGGAUAAAACUUGGAUGCAAAAGAAUAGACAAAGCAAAGAAUAUUGGGAUGGUUUGCAAAAAUUCUUAGAUUAUGCAUUCCAGAAUUCAAGUAUAAAUGGGAUGAUAUUAUGUCUAUGUAAAGAAUGUAAGUAUGGUGUAUGUAUUACCAAGGAGAAUGUAGAACUUCAUUUGAAAGUUUAUGGUUUUGUUAAAGGAUAUACCCAUUGGGCAGCUCAUGGAGAAUUUGUUUAUUCUAGUGCACCAAAACCUACUUCCCAUGAUAUCUCACAUGGGGUACGGGAUGAACUUGAUGACAUGCAUGGUUUGGUUCAUGAUGCAAUGGGAAUUCCUGAACAAGAUUAUACAAGGAUAGAUGGAAUUGAAUACAAAAGCCAAUUGCCCAAUGUAGAAGCUGAAAAGUUUUACAAUCUAAUUGAUAAUUCUAACAAAGAGCUUUACUCUGGAUGUAAAAGAUUCUCAAAACUUUCCUUUAUGAUUCAGUUGCUUCACCUCAAAUGCCUUGGUAAACUCAGCAACAAAAUUUUUGAUAUGUUACUUGAUUUGUUGAAAGAAGCCUUUCCAGAUGCGAUGGAUGGUUUGCCUAAGUUUUAUUAUGAAGCUGAAAAGUUAAUGAAGGAAUUAGGACUUGGGUACGAUAAAUAUGAUGCAUGUCCGAAUGACUGCACUUUGUAUUGGGGGGUAGAUGCAAGAAGAAAGCAUUGUGAAACAUGUAAAGAAUCUAGAUGGGUUAAAUCUGAAAAUGAUCCGACUGGUGAGGGAAGAAAAAUACCGCAUAAGGUUUUAUGGCAUUUUCCCCUAAAACAUAGGUUACAACGCCUAUUUAUGUCCUCCAAAAUUGCAGGCCAUAUGAGAUGGCAUGCAGAAGGUCGUACUAAGGAUAGUAACAUGAGGCACCCUGUUGAUUCUCCAUCUUGGCAAACAUUUGACUUUCAUCAUCCAGAAUUUUCUCAAGAUUCUCGUAAUGUGAGGUUGGGCCUAGCAUCAGAUGGAUUUAACCUAUUCAAAAAUAUGAGUUCAACUCAUAGCACUUGGCCGGUAAUAUUGAUGCCAUAUAAUUUGCCGCCAUGGAUGUGUAUGAAACAACCGAACUUUAUGUUAUCAUUGUUGAUACCCGGUCCAUUUGCACCAGGAAAUAAUAUUGAUAUAUAUUUAAAACCUCUCAUAGCAGAAUUAAAGGAAUUGUGGGAUGUUGGAGUGAAUACAUAUGAUGCAUCAAGACAAGAAAACUUUCAACUUCGUGCAGCACUUUUAUGGACCAUUAGUGACUUUCCAGGUUAUGCAAUCCUCUUCGGAUGGAGCACUAAAGGAAAACUUGCAUGUCCUGUAUGCCAUAAAUACACAUGUUCACAGCAUCUGCAAAAUUGGGGAAAAUAUUGCUAUAUGGGGCAUCGAAGGUACUUGGAAAUGAACCAUCCAUUUCGCAAAGAUGCUAAAUCUUUCAAUGGAGCUGUAGAGUAUGGAAAACCACCAGGAAGGUUAAUGGGGUCUACAAUUUUAGAUGAGUUAGCUAGUUAUAGUAUUAAACUUGGGAAGACAGUUAGUGACAAUCCAGAAUUGCCAUUUAAUUGGAAAAAAUUAAGCAUUUUCUUUGAUUUGCCCUAUUGGAAAGACAAUAUGAUACGUCAUAAUCUUGACGUUAUGCAUAUUGAGAAGAACAUCUGUGAGAUCAUUGUGGCUACAUUGUUGAAUCUGGAAAAAACCAAAGAUAAUAAAAAGUCACGUCUUGACCUUCGUGAUAUAGGUAUAAGAUCAGAAUUGCAUCCCAUUGAGAAGGGAAAUGGUAGGAGUGUUCUGCCUCCAGCUUGCUUUACAAUGAAAAAGAAGGAAAAGGAGAUAUUUUGCAAAGUUUUGAAAGGGAUAAAAGUUCCAGAUGGCUACGCAGCAAAUAUUUCUAGAUGUGUUAAAGUAAAGCCACCAAAAAUUUCUGAAUUAAAAAGUCAUGAUUACCAUAUUUUGAUGCAACAGCUUCUCCCAAUAGCUCUGUGCAGGACUUUAUCAAAAGCAGUUCGCUCUCCUUUGAUCAAAUUGAGCAGGUAUUUUCGCAAGUUGUGCUUCAAAGUUUUGGAUCUAGCAGAUUUAGUUCAUUUGGGAAAAGAGAUUGGAAUCAUACUUUGUCAAUUAGAAAGGAUUUUUCCACCAUCCUUUUUUAAUGUGAUGGUACAUCUAGCUGUUCAUUUGGUUAGCGAAGCAAAAAUAGGAGGGCCUGCCCAUUAUCGGUGGAUGUAUCCUAUACAAAGGUAUUUAGGAACUUUGAAAUCCUACGUCCGAAAUAGAAGUCGACCAGAAAGCUGCAUUGCUGAAGGGUAUUUAGCUGAGGAAUGUUUGAAUUUUUGUUCCUUAUACCUAGCUGAUUAUGUUGAAACGAAGUUUAAUCGGACAAGUAGAAAUGAUGAUGUGGGCAACACCUCAAGUGAAGGCUUUGAUGUAUUUUCCAGUUCAUGUCGUCCAUUAGGAAAAGGAACUCCAACAAAUUUCAGCAAUGAAAUUUUGAGAAAAGCACAUCAAUAUGUGCUAUUUAACUGCGACCACAUCAAGCCAUAUGUUGACCAACACCAUAAAAUGGUGGAGGAGCAAAAUCCAUGUGCUGGAAAACAUGUCAUUGAGCGUAUUCAUUGUGAGAACUUUGCAGAUUGGUUUUCGGACCAUGUUAAGCAGAUUCAAGUGGCUGAUGGUGUUGACAUCUCCAAAGAUUUGAAACUUUUGGCUAGGGGUCCAAAUAAUAUCGGGAGAACAUAUCAAAAGAUUCUUGUCAAUGGCUUUUGCUUCCAUACAAGACAAUUAGAAUCUCAAAGGAAAACUCAGAAUAGUGGGAUUCUUAUCAAUGCAACAACAUCAAGCUUUUCGAGUACUAAAGAUAAUAAUCCAAUUUUAAGUGACUUGGCUUACUAUGGUAUUUUGACGAAUAUCCUUGAGUUAAAUUACACUGAAGGCCGAAAUGUCACCUUAUUUGAAUGUGAUUGGAUAUCAAAAGGCAAAAGAUUAAAGCAAGAUGAGGAUGGAUUCACAUUGGCCAACUUCAAGAAUGUAAAGCCUCACCCUGAGCCAUUUGUGAUAGCAACCCAAGUUUCACAAGUUUUUUAUGUUGAAGACCCUUUAGCUGAAGGCUGGAGUGUUGUUGUUGCUACAUCUCCUAGGAAUGAGUUUAUGAUGGACCCCGUAUGUGAUAUUGAGAUGUAUUUGCAGAGCACAAUUACCUCAACAACUCAAAUGGACAAUGAGAAUGAAGACAUUCGAUGGGUUCGAGAAGAUGAUGGAGAUGAAAUACUCCACUAGCUUGAAUUGUUGAAAUGUUUGGUUUUUGCUAUUAAAACUGUAAAAGUUGUAACUAUAAACGUGGUUGCAAUUUCACAUGCAUUUUUUU
Messenger RNA from Coffea arabica (coffee), 3364 nucleotides. RefSeq lists its product as uncharacterized. Lineage: Eukaryota; Viridiplantae; Streptophyta; Magnoliopsida; Gentianales; Rubiaceae. The record is from RefSeq and is a predicted model, not a curated record.